UAAGUUUGACGAGAAAAGCAACGACUCCGUCUCAAAAGGAAGAAGAAGAAGGCAGGAAAAGAAAUUAAUGCAAACGCAAAAUGUGUGUUUUGUCUGUUUAAAUAGCAAAAAAAUUGUAACCAUAUCGAUGAGCUGAAGCGAAAAUUUAAUAAAUAAGCAAGUUGAGUUAAGUGAAAAUGCGAGAAAGGUUCGCGUCAAGUGAUUAAACGAUUGUAUUGAAGAGAGGCGAGCGAGAGAGAGAAGUAGAUGAUGAAAAUUGAUAUAUUUUACGCGAAAUUGCGCGGAAACUACGUCACCUAAAUGAUUUGCUUAUAGAAAAUUAAAAACAAAAUAGCAUCGAAUCGAUUCGUGAUUCAUUACAAACAUAGUGUGCAUAAUUGUGGUGAUGAUAGAACCUGGUGAUGAUAGAUUUUGUUGUUUGUGAUUCGAUCCUCAACUGAUUGCAACCACCAGAGAGUCAACAAGUGUGAAUUUUCUCGAAUAAAUAAUAUAUCCCCAGUGUUAUUACACACACACACUGCUUACAAGGUGCAAUAAAGUGGUGCGUCAUGUCCGGAUAAAUUUAGUUGCAAAAAGAUGAAAGACAAGUUCACAAGUGAUCGAAAUAAAACGCAUCUAAAUUUGGAAGUUAUAAAUGAUUUGGACGAAACAAAGAAUUGAAUACACCGAACAUCAACACUGCGAUAAAUCAAUCAAUCAAUCAAAAACAAAUUCAGUUGAUCAUUUCAAAAGACCGAAGAAAAGUAUUUAAAAGUUUUUUGGACAUUUCAUACCGUUGAACUAGUAUUUAUAAAAGAAAAAGAAGAAGAAGAAGAAGAAAAGUAAAUAUGCCGAACGUACUAUUAGAUCGAAUUUCGUUGCCGAAUCUGCGGCUGUAUACGUCAGUGAGUGUGGUGCUAGUUAGUUGCUGUUUAUAUUAUGCCAUAAGUGCAACGAGUGAUCCAUUUUGGCGGUUGGACAACAAUACAACCGCAUCCGAUUCGUUUUUCUCAUUGAACACGGAUAACAAUCAUCAAGUUGCCGAACAUAUUGCAGUCAAUGGUCCGGAUCUCAGCAGCAUUUUGACAGAUAAAAAAGAGACAGACGGAAGCAUUUUAACCGGUUGGAAUGGCAUGGUUGAUCAUCAUGUGCAGCAACAAUCUUCGACACCGUCACCACCACACCAACAUCAAGUGGUCAACCAAAUUUUUUCCCAAUUCACUGCCGAUCAACGAAAACUGUUCAAUGACACCAGAACCAUUGGCACCAAAUUCAAAGACGUCGUAUCGUUCAUGGUGCAAGAACCAAUAUGUGUCUGGACCGUGAUAAAUGCUGCAUACUGCUGUCUGAUCCUGUUGGGUAAAUCGAUUCAGAAAUUAGUGUUUGGCGAACUUCGCAUCUCAGAGCAACAACACUUGAAAGACAAAUUCUGGAACUUUGUAUUCUAUAAAUUCAUUUUUGUCUUUGGUGUAGUCAACGUUCAAUUUUUGCAUGAGGUUGUACUGUGGGUGUCAUGGUUCUCGAUACUCGGAUUUCUGCAUUUAAUUUCUCAAUUGUGCAAAGAACGUUUCGAAUAUCUCUCGUUUUCACCGACGACACCAGGAUGGUCGCAUUUCCGGCUCGUUGCAUUGCUGUCAACGAUCCUGAUCUUGUCCGGCUUUAUGUUCAUCGUCUGUGUCGGUGUUGGAUUUUUCGGCGGACUCAAUACAUUUGCCUUCAUGGCGGCUGAGUGUGUUAUGUUGACUAUCAGGACACUGCACGUUCUCAUUCGAUAUGGUAUAUUUUUGUAUGACAUGCGCCAAAGUACCGUUUCAUCUGAAGGUGUUUCAUGGGAUAAACGUGGACCAGUUGCCUAUUACGUUGAAUUGGGCUUCGAAGUCAGCACAUUGCUUAUCGAUCUCUUGCAUCAUAUCCAUAUGCUGAUUUGGAGCAAUAUUUUCCUCUCAAUGGCCAGCCUAGUAAUCGUCAUGCAACUACGCUAUUUGAUCCAUGAAAUUCAACGUAAAGUGAAAAAGCAUCGUAACUAUUUGUGGGUGUUGAAUCACAUGGAAAAGACUUAUCCAUUGGCAACUGCCGAAGAUCUGUCACACAACUCCGAUAAUUGUGCCAUUUGUUGGGAGAAAAUGGAUACUGCUCGCAAACUUCCAUGUUCACAUUUAUUUCACAAUUCAUGUUUACAAUCGUGGUUAGAACAAGACACGAGCUGUCCAACGUGUCGAUUGGGAUUGAGUGUUCAGAAUGCGGCCAGCAUCCAUCCAGAUAUUGAGCGGAUCAUCGACGAACAAGAAAACACAACCAGAGCCAACAACCACUUCUUUCAUUUCAAUGGUUCGCGCUAUGUUUCGUGGUUGCCAAAUUUCUCCGUUGAGGUCACACACAUAAAUAACGUGUUGAGAGCAAAUCCAGUGAUGCCAUCAAAUGGCAUUACCACGCAUACAUCACAGCUGCGAAAUAUGGCUCGUCAAGUGCAGCAAAUGUUUCCGCGUUACCCAUUGUCAACCAUUAUCUCCGAUCUGCAAUUGUCGCGAUCGAUGGAAAUUACCAUUGACAAUAUUCUCGAAGGUCGACUCCUUGUGCCAGGCGGUCGAUUCGAUUUCGAAGAAGACAGUCCAUUCGGUGACUUUACAACCACCACAAAUGACCAACCACACACCGACGAAUUGUCUCGGCAUUCAUCCGAAACGGAUUCAACUAGCAAUAAUAGUAGUAGUAAUAGCACAACAAAUUCAAUUUCUAGUACGAAUAGUUCCUUAAAUCUGGCCGACAUCGGCUAUGAAAUAGAACGAAGUACAAAUAUAUUCGGAAAUCACAAUGAUCUUCUGCGAGACGAAAGUGGCAAUGAGGAAUUAUCGUUGGGCGAUCGAUUUUCAAAGAGUCACUCCGAACGUGAGAAAAUUCUGCAGCAGCGUAAAGAAUCAAUGUUAGCUCUAGCUCGAAAAAGAUAUUUAGAGAAAAACAAAAAGGAACUGAGUGCUGAACCAAGCAAUCGAAAUGAAAAUGUCUUAGCUUAAUGAGAGUGAUCUUGGGAACAUGACGAAAAGCGUAUGGGUUUUCAUUGGUUUAUUCUGUUCACGAAUAGAACUGCAAUUUUACUGUUGCUCUGUUUGUGGUAAAUUAAUCAAUUGGAUCUGGAUCAACCAACCAACACAUCAAUAAAUGCGUCAUCGGUAGUAAGCAAAUAAGCAACUUUACCAUGAGCUUUCAAAUGGAUGACAAUCGCUUUGAAUGUCAACACAUUUUUUUCUAAGAGACUUGAACGAAAGCUACAAUUUAAAUUUAAUUAAAUAUUUGCACUCAAAUGAACUCUAAGGAUGGCAAAGACAACAAGAAAAAAAAGAAACAUUGAGUCAAUGCUGGCCGAAUGGCACGGAAUUGAACAUUUAACGGUGUAAUGGUUUCAUUCGAAUAUGCAACGGCACGUUAAAUCGAUAGAUCCAUUCAUUUAUGUAAAAGAUAUACGAAAACGGAAAAUAUUAUUGAUAUGUAUGUUGAACCAAAAUUUGCUAUUGGUGAUAUUUCGAUUGAGAACAAGAAAAACAACACGGUGCUACAGACCGAAUUGCUGAUGUUAGUAUACAAUUUUAUAAAAUUGAAUGCAGACAACCGAUCAAAUGUUGCCUAAAUGUUUCUGUUCCUACUAUUAUUAUUUUUUCCAUCGAAUUCUGACUAAACGCGUGCUUCUGUUGUUCACAACAGAACGCACACAGAGCGUCACAUUAAUUUUAAUUUGAUAAAUCGAUGUUAGUCAAUGCAACAACAAUAAUAACGACUAUUGCUAUGUAUAAACGAUGACAGACAGGCAAACAAGAAUAUUGUACUUAAAACAAGAACCAGCCAAUUGAGAAUUUUACCAAUCUUAGAAUUUAGUCGUUGUUAAUUUGAAAACAAAUAUGAAACCGUUCUAGUUGCUAUUGAUCCCAUAUCCAAAACGGAAAAAAAUCUGACUUAUUUCAUUGAACAUCAUAAUAAUCAGAACGUUCAUUUGGCAUUGAUAACUCAAUAUGUUGCUGAGACGAGUCAUAUUUGAGUAGAUUGAAGCGAAAAUGUAAUACGGAAAAAUUGCGCGGAAAAAUGUCAAAUGAAAAGGAGAUAGCUAUAUAGUUCAUUAUAGAUUAUUAUACAGUAUACUAUAUAGAUAUCCCUUUUCCGCUCAUUCAUCAUCGACAUUUUUCCGCGCAACUUUUCUGUAUUACAUUUUCGCUCCAAACUACUCAUUUGGUCGUUGAAUUGAAAGAAAGGGGAAAUUUAAAAAAAAAAACGAACAUCGAAUCGUUAUGUGAUUGAAUAUUUAAUUUUAGUCGAGUAGUAAAAACAAUUUCUUCCCCUUUUCUCCUCUCCCCGUCGCACUGCUCGCUUGUAAAGUCACUUUGUUUUUAGUUAAAAAGAGAAUAUUUUACCUAUGACUAUAUGGGGAAAAUAAAAUCAGAGAUUUGUUUUUGUUCGUUCCAACGACCGAUGUCUGCUGAAGAUCUUCGAGAAAAUCCAAUUGAUUGAUGUAUUUUCAUUCAUAUUGUUCACACAUAUUUAUCAUUUUGAGAUAUUUUUAUUGUGCAUAGCCAUUUAAGUGAUUAUAUUUAUAAAGUAAUUCAAUAAUUUAAAAAAAAACCUGAAAAAUAAACAAACUGAAAAAAAAAAAAUCAAUAAAAAUGUUAGUCAACAAAUUGUGA
Messenger RNA from Sitodiplosis mosellana (orange wheat blossom midge), 4646 nucleotides. RefSeq names its product E3 ubiquitin-protein ligase AMFR-like. The record is from RefSeq and is a predicted model, not a curated record. Gene Ontology annotation, cellular component: ubiquitin ligase complex; endoplasmic reticulum; cytosol. NCBI's taxonomy places the organism in Eukaryota, Metazoa, Arthropoda, Insecta, Diptera, Cecidomyiidae. Gene Ontology annotation, molecular function: ubiquitin binding; ubiquitin protein ligase activity. The transcript is spliced from 12 exons. The coding region runs from base 828 to 2990 and encodes 720 amino acids. Gene Ontology annotation, biological process: endoplasmic reticulum unfolded protein response; ubiquitin-dependent protein catabolic process; protein K48-linked ubiquitination.